UGUCACACCAUCCACCGACAACCUCGUCGUCAUCAACAGGGCAUCUCCAGCUACCUAUUUUCCGGCGAACAUCAACUCAUUCACGCGACAACAGCUCCAAAGCACAUGGACUCUGUUCCCUCAAUGCCAGCCUGUAGCCGAUAACAAACCCGACAACGAUGCCCCACGACGACGACAUGCUCGAACGCUCACAAUCCCUCCUCCGCAGCGCCACCUCCCGCCGUCAUCUAACCGACUUCUUCUCCCGCGCCCUCUCCGCGUUCCAAUCCCCCUCCGACUCGGCGCAAAACUUUCAAGUUGUCUGCACAGCCCCUCCAGCAAGUAGCAGUAAUGCUUCAUGUUCCGCUGCUGGUGCCCACGAAGCACAAGGGAAACCCCUUCAUCCCCAAUCUCCAGCACCGAUCCCACCGACGAAGCGACCGCACACCCUGAUCGUGCUGGACUCGAGCUUCAAUCCGCCUACGCUGGCACAUCUGCGUAUGGCUACCUCGGCAGUUCGAGAUACCAUCAAGAAGAAGAGAAGAGGAGAAGAUGCAAAGGACAUGAGCGGGUUACGACUCCUUCUCCUCCUAGCAGUCGUCAACGCCGACAAGGCGCCCAAGCCAGCGGCCUUUGACCAGCGACUAGCCAUGAUGUGGGCCUUUGCUCACGACGUACAACGGGCUCUAAGAGGAGAAGCGGACAAGAGUCCCGUCGAGGUGUCGCCAGCUUCCGGUCCGGGACCGAAACCGGAGAAGUCGCACAUUCACGACAGUAGUCAAUUAAAGGCGGCGGACGAAGAACAACAAAAGCAAGGAGUCCCACAAGUAGAUAUCAGCGUCGACAUCGGUCUAACAUCGAAACCUUACUUCCACGAAAAGAGCCGGGUGAUAGCCGAGUCCGAGUUUUACAAACCACCACAAGAAGAGGGAGAGGAGGAUACAAUGGAACAAGUCAUCUUGGUAGGCUUCGACACGUUGAUCCGUAUCUUUAAUCCAAAGUACUACGGCCCUGCCACGCAGGUCACGGCGCACGCGCAAGAUCAAAGCCGGAAGGGGUCACCGAUACAGCAGGCGCUCGAUCCGAUGUUCAAGCGGGCAAAGUUAAGGGUGACGCUGCGGACGGACGAUGAGUGGGGAGGUAAGCAGGAACAAGUGGCGUAUCUGGAGAGCUUGUUGAGUGAGGAAGGGCUGGCGAAGAUUGGGGGGAGUAAGGAGUGGGCAGAGAGGAUUGAGUUAGUGGAGGGGAGGAGGGAUGGGGAGGAGAUUGUGAGUAGUACGUAUGCGAGGAAGGCGGCGGAGAGGGAGGAGUGGGGGAAGUUGAGGAGGUUGGUGUCGCCUGAGGUUGGGAAGUGGAUUGAGGGGGAGAAGUUGUAUGUUGUUGAUGUGAAGCCGGAGGCAUGUUGAUUAGAUGUUGAUGGUCUUGAAAGUCAUCAUGGUAAACAUGAUGGUAAAGGUGACCUGAGUGAACCAAUAAUGUCCCUUCCAAGACCAAUCAAGUUUUAUGGGUUUUGUGCCGUCUGACGAGAGUCCAACCAUUCAGUGAUGUUUGCAC
Molecule: messenger RNA, 1533 nt
Organism: Neurospora crassa OR74A
Lineage: Eukaryota; Fungi; Ascomycota; Sordariomycetes; Sordariales; Sordariaceae
Product: cytidylyltransferase
Exons: 1
Coding region: 159-1385 (408 amino acids)
Cellular component (GO): nucleus; cytoplasm
Molecular function (GO): nicotinamide-nucleotide adenylyltransferase activity; ATP hydrolysis activity
Source: RefSeq, a predicted model, not a curated record